AUAUAUUUUGUUUGAAACCAAUUUGGAAUAACAAAAUCAACAAAUCAUCAAACAUAAAGAUGAGUACAAACUCCACCGAUUCAAUAAAGCACUUUAUUUUGGUACAUGGGGCUUGCCAUGGUGCUUGGUGUUGGUACAAGAUCAAGCCACUUCUAGAAGCUUCAGGCCACAAGGUCACAGUUGUUGACCUUGCUGCUUCUGGAACCAACUUGAAGAAGAUCGAAGAUGUUGAGACUUUUUCUCAGUACUCUGAGCCAUUGUUGGAGGUUAUGGAGUCACUUCCCCCAAAAGAAAAGGUGGUUCUUGUGGGUCACAGUCUUGGAGGGCUCAACAUUGCACUUGCUAUGGAAAAAUUCCCCACAAAGGUGCAAGUUGGUGUUUUCUUAACAGCUUUUGUGCCGGACACUCAACACAAACCAUCCUAUGUUAUUGAAAAGGUAGAUGCUUCUGAUUUUGAAUUGAUCAAAUGUUUGAUAAGGCCAUCAUCAUUGUUCAUAGAAGACUUAUCACAAGAAAAGAACUUCUCUAAAGAGGGAUAUGGAUCUAUUUCUCGUGCUUUUGUUGUUUGCACUGAGGACCUUACGAUUUCAUUGGAGUAUCAGCAAUUGAUGAUCCAAAACUCUGGGAUUAAUGACGUCAUGGAGAUCAAUGGCGCAGAUCACAUGGCUAUGCUUUGCAAGCCCCAAGAACUUAGUGAUUGUCUCCAACAGAUUGCUGCUAAAUACAAAUAAUUUGAGAGAAUUUUCAAUUUGGCUGUUAAGAUUUUGUGUUGGACAAAUUUGUUCUUAAGUUGUUUUUUCUUUUCACAUGAUUUGCAUAGUUAAAAACUUUAAGUGAAAUAAAAAAAAUAGUUAAAUAUUAUACAGCAUAGAACAAUGUAUAGUUCUUUAUUAUCGUUGAAUUGAAAAUCAAAAUGGUCCUUGUCACAUGUCUGAAUAGACUAUG
Arachis duranensis is the source of this 945-nucleotide messenger RNA. RefSeq names its product putative inactive methylesterase 20. The transcript is spliced from 2 exons. The coding region runs from base 60 to 731 and encodes 223 amino acids. Gene Ontology annotation, biological process: salicylic acid metabolic process; jasmonic acid metabolic process. NCBI's taxonomy places the organism in Eukaryota, Viridiplantae, Streptophyta, Magnoliopsida, Fabales, Fabaceae. The record is from RefSeq and is a predicted model, not a curated record. Gene Ontology annotation, molecular function: methyl indole-3-acetate esterase activity; methyl jasmonate esterase activity; methyl salicylate esterase activity.